Molecule: messenger RNA, 2934 nt
Organism: Metarhizium album ARSEF 1941
Lineage: Eukaryota; Fungi; Ascomycota; Sordariomycetes; Hypocreales; Clavicipitaceae
Product: phosphatase family protein
Exons: 1
Coding region: 1-2934 (977 amino acids)
Biological process (GO): phosphatidylinositol dephosphorylation
Molecular function (GO): phosphatidylinositol-4,5-bisphosphate 5-phosphatase activity
Source: RefSeq, a predicted model, not a curated record
AUGGCCGCUCCAGAUAGUCCACCGUCGACUCACUCCGAUUCUUUUGAGCCCGUGGAAGUGUUCACGACGCCUCAGUCCCUCGCGCGCGCGGUACGCGCACGCCGCCACGAGUACCUCCGGCCGCACAAGCUCCGAGUCAAGAUUGGCACUUGGAACGUCGCGGCUUGCACUGGCACAGACAAAGAUCUUGCAAGGUGGUUUGUUGACGGCCAAGGUCUCGAUCAAAACUUCGCCACCUUGGACCUGUCUCGAAAUCCCGCUGUCGCACACCACGAUCCCGCUGCAGAUCAGCAUGGCGACCCCGACGCCGUUCAGCUCCUUGGCGGCAGCGAUAUCGGAUUGUAUGUUCUAGGCCUGCAGGAAGUCGUCGACUUGAACGCUACCAAAGAGUACAUGAAUCGGGCCGUCAAUGUCGACAGCUCGCCGGUUGGCAAGUGGCAGGCUGCUCUGGAAGCUGCUAUGCCGCCGGGAUAUCAACCCAUCAUGUCAGGGCAGAUGGCCGGUUUGCUGCUCUUGAUUUACGCAUCUCCAGAGAUCGCCCCAACCAUUACCAACGUGAGCACCAGACAGGUCGGCACCGGUCUCUUGGGCUAUUUUGGGAACAAGGGCGCAAUCACCUCCCGCCUUGUUCUUGGAGAAGCGACUCGCAUGGUAUUUAUCAACUGCCAUCUGGCUAGCGGCGCUGGCUCCGGCUACCUGGACCGAAGGUGUUGGGAUGUUGACCAGAUUCUUACCAAAACGAAAUUCGAUCCCGUAGUCCAUGCUGGCGUUUCCGACGACGAUGGGGACACGAUUGGCGACGAAGACUUUGCAUUUUGGUUCGGCGAUUUGAACUUUCGACUUGACGGGCUUCCCGGCGAUGAUAUCAGGAGGAUACUAAUGCUCCAUACAAGAGGCGAGUACGCGUUGCGCGGCGGCCAUACCCCGCCGCCCCCAGAGGGGGAGGGAGUAAUUGUAAUGCGAGAUUCUGAAAGCGACGACGAUACCACAACGAGGUCCUCGGUUCACUCACGCGACCAGAGUUUCGAUUCUGAAACCACACUUCCGGAUCCCGAUGAUUUCCCCCAAGACCCGAGUCAGGACCCCACGUCUCUCCAAGCGACAUUGGACUCACUCCUCCCUCAUGAUCAACUUCGGCGAAUGAUGGCACAACGCAGAGUGUUCCACGAUGGAUGGAGAGAAGGGCCUAUCACCUUCUUGCCCUCCUACAAAUAUGAUGUUGGAACUGUGGGCCUCUUUGAUUCUAGUGAGAAAAGACGAGCCCCGAGCUGGUGUGACCGGAUCUUGUAUCGAACGCGAAAGGAUAAACAAGCAUUUGACGCCAAGUUGGCAGAAGAAAUGGCGGCCAAGAAAAAGGAUGAGGAAAUGAAAUCGAGGGGUAUAGAUCAGGACGACGACGUUCUCUUCAGCUAUGACCCCGACACAGACGGGGACGAGCAAGCUGGGGUGGAGGCUUAUGAUUACGAUGAGUACGACGAAACUCAGGACGAUGUCCCCAGAGAAGUUACAACAAACGAAGCUUCUGUCGAUCGGAUUGCCCUCGACAUUUACACGUCACACCAGCGCAUCACGUCGUCAGACCACAAACCCAUCAUUUCUGUCUUUUCUCUUGAAUAUGAUGCAGUGGUGCCAGAACUGAAAGCAAAAGUUCACGCAGAGGUCGCCUGGGAGCUUGACAGAGCAGAAAAUGAAGGACGCCCAACUGUCACUAUUGCCAUGGAAGGGGACAAGUCUGGCAAUGAGGAUACUGUUGACUUUGGCGAUGUUGGCUUUUUGGAGAGAAAGUCGAUUGUCUUCACUGUUGCGAAUACUGGCAGUGUCCCAGCAAGCCUCUUAUUUACUGAGAAUCCCACCAAAGGCGAUGCCGACUCACCCUCAUUAAACUGGCUGACCCCGUCGUUUCUCCAUCCGGACCCAGACGAUGACCCACCAAGCGACCUGGGCCAAGGAGUCACGUUGCAGCCAGGAGAGACAGCCCUGGCACAUAUUCAAGCUCAAGUCUCCAAUAUUGCCUAUCUACGGGCCCUAAAUGACGGCCGCACCAGCUUGGAGGAUGUUUUGGUACUUCGCGUAGAGGACGGCAGGGACCAUUUCAUUCCCGUCAAAGGCGCCUGGUUGCCAACGUGCUUUGGGCGCUCCAUUGACGAGCUCAUUAGAGUGCCUGACGGUGGCAUACGAAAAUACUGCAUUGAGAAGAAUAUCAGAGGGGCUAUUCCCUAUGAUUCUGACGUUCGAUGUUCAGCUCCAAAAGAAAUCUUCAAGUUGACGGAGGCAAUCCAGACACUGGUGGAAAGAUGUGUUGCCGAAGAAGCAAUGCUGGAAUCCAAGACUCUGCCUCGGGAGCCGGGUUGGCCGUUUGACUCGACCACUUGGACAUGCGGUUUGGCAGAACGAGAUGAGACGAAGGCCGGCCUCGUGGCAGCUUUGGACAAAGACUCCCCCAUUGCCGAGGCGCUGCCAGGAGAGCUCCCGUCUUCACACAAAUUGGAAUUGCUAUCGUCAACGUUGUUGUUAUUUUUGGUUUCAUUGACGGACGGUCUCGUUCCUCCACUCCUCUGGGCCAAACUGUCGACGUCUCUCCCGAAUUUGGCAUCUCUUGCCCCCACGGCGUGGACUGACGCAAAGGUGCAGAUUCUCGACAUAUUUUCCUCUGCGCCUCAUCAUAAUAUCGCCUUUGUCUUUUUGACCUCUACACUGGCCCGUGUAGCUACAGAGUUGAGUCCAGCAACGUCGGAUGCGCUCCCGCCUGGUCUGAGCCGGCGACUGAAUUUCAGACGGGGAGAAGACGAUGGCGACAAGAAGAGGAAAUUACGGCAACGGAAAUAUGCUGAAGUCAUUGGGCCGAUAGCAUUCAGGGCAAACGAAGGUGAUAAGAUGGCGAAGGAAAGGGAACGAGUCGUUGAGAUAUUCCUGACCCGCGAGGCUGGAGGUUAG